Triplophysa dalaica is the source of this 2876-nucleotide messenger RNA. RefSeq names its product GDNF family receptor alpha 4a (gene gfra4a). Lineage: Eukaryota; Metazoa; Chordata; Actinopteri; Cypriniformes; Nemacheilidae. The transcript is spliced from 8 exons. Gene Ontology annotation, biological process: nervous system development. The record is from RefSeq and is a predicted model, not a curated record. Gene Ontology annotation, cellular component: external side of plasma membrane; signaling receptor complex. The coding region runs from base 361 to 1704 and encodes 447 amino acids. Gene Ontology annotation, molecular function: signaling receptor activity.
UAGACACAGACGCAGGAUCACACGAAAAACAGUCUGCUUUAUCCCGAUGACCAACACCGUUCCUCACUUAGCGGAUUGAGUGUUUAUUAGCUUUAUAUAUACUGAAGUGGUAAAAAACAGCAGCGUUUCGUGGGCACUGAUUUUGCGCAACUGUUUCCCUAAUCUUGCGCCAGAUUUGUCGUGGAAUAAAAGAUGAUUCUCGACGUGCUUUGCUUCCGUGACAUGAUUUGGAUUGCACCUUGCUUUUUGGUGGGAAACCAGCACUGAACGCACUACGACGUUUUUGGACAACUUUGGUGCCAGUGGACACGGGCAGUCGCUGAAGUCUUUAACUGCCUCGGGAUUGUUGCUGUCGGACCGAUGGCUCUGAGCAGGAUGGACAUCAUCGGGCUCUACUUGUUCCAGCUGGCAAUUUUGGGGCUCCCACGGUUGGUGUUGGGUGGCAGGUGGGACUGUCUGACAGCGGGGGAUUCGUGCUCCAGUGAUGAGGCGUGCAGCCCGCGCUUGAGAACUCUGCGGCAGUGCGUCGCCGGCGGGGGGACUGUGAAGCUGCGACCAGGGGCCCGUAACCACUGUGAGAACGCAGUGACGGCCCUCCUCUCCAGCCCCCUGCAUCGUUGCCAAUGCAAACGGGGCAUGAAGAGAGAAAAGAACUGCCUUAGCAUAUAUUGGAGCCUAAAGCAGUCCGUAUUGCACGGGUUGAGCCUGGUGGAGAAUUACCCCUAUGAGCCUGUUGAGCGAGGCUUUGAUUACGUUCGCCUGGCCUCCAUUGCUGCAGAGUCUGAGGUGGGCAUGACAACCGUCAACCGUUGUUUGGACGCCGCCAAGGCCUGCAACGUCGACGAGACCUGUCAGAAGCUACGAACGGAGUACGUGUCGGCGUGCAUCUCCCCUUCAGCUCGAGCUGCACCCUGCAACCGCGCACGUUGCAACAAAGCGCUGAGGAAAUUCUUCGACCGCGUGCCGCCAGAUUAUACGCACGAGCUGCUCUUCUGUCCGUGUUCUGACACCGCAUGCGCAGAGCGACGGCGCCAGACCAUUGUUCCCUCGUGCUCGUAUGAGGAACGGGAAAAACCGAAUUGCCUGGCUCAGCUGCGGGUCUGCGAAGACGACUACGUGUGCAAGUCUCGGUGGGCUCAGUUCCAGCAUGACUGCCAACCCUCAGAGCUUACAGCCAGCAGCUGCCAGCAAGAAAAUUAUGGAGCCUGCCUUGUUGCAUACACCGGCCUGAUAGGCAGCAUUAUCACUCCGAACUACUUAGACAACUCAACGUCUAACGUAGGGCCAUGGUGCUCUUGUGCGGCUAGUGGGAAUUUACGAGAUCAGUGCAGCCACUUCCUCAGCCAUUUUCAUGACAACACUUGUUUGAAGAAUGCCAUCCUGGCCUUUGGGAAUGACACAGUCCUGAAGUCUGCAACCAAUCAAGCUCCGGGUUCUAACACCAACACCUACAAUCAGAUCUUAGUUAGCACCGAGGUUACCACCACCACCAUUGGUGCUGCAAUGGAGACCGAGCAGAGCAUCCUCCGUCCACAGAUACCCACACAGGUACCUGUACAUUUUACCAAGAUGAACGAGAAAGACAGACUGUGGGGCGACUCCACACUCCCCUCCCCUGAUCUCUAUGACAACAGUCCUGCAGCAGCCCACCUGGCCAUGUUAGCGUGGCUCCUCCCCUUCCUGUUGCUGGCUCUUCAACUUUAAAAAAAAGACAGCCAAACAAAACACCAUGAACUGGGACGGUGUUUGUGUGUGUGAGUGUGUGUGAUCAUGAGUUUUAACAUUCGCCAACCCGUCAGGAAAACUUUGGAGAGAACGCAGGAACUUCUAUAAAGAUAUGAAACCCUACUCCAUUCCUCAAUGCAAUUUAGUGAUUCAUUUUCUGGAUAUACACAAUGACUGAAUUCAAACGGUUUAAAUAAUUGUGCGUGAGUGUGUGUCACUCAAACUAUUUUGGACUAAAAUGGUCCCCGUUUAAGAUAAAGUCCCCUUUAUUCAAAGAAAGAGACUGAAAUGCGUGCGCCAUGCGGCUGAGUCAUAUGCUACACUCUUAAAAAAAUCCACCUGUUCAUCAUCCAUAUUUUAGGAUCUGUUUUCUCCAGCUCUUUCGAGCAGAUGACAUUGGUACGUGUGCUGUAUAUUCACAGACGCUGAAGAGUGUUUUUAAAAGUCUGCUCGAAGUAAAACGAAGAGAGAAAGUGGUAAAAGAAAGCGAACAGUAAGAGCUCAUUCUUAUCAGACUGGGUCUCAAUGGGUUAGAGAUGGUCUUUAUUUUUGUAAAUGUGGUUGAAUUGUUCCAAUGCACAUACUACAGACUGAUUCUCCCUUUCUCAAGCAGGAGCGGGUUGUACUUCUGAAGUAAAAUGUUAUGUAAAGGCACAAAUAUGAAAAGCGACGAGUGUGAGUUAAAAGAUCUUCUUGAAUGGUCACAUUGUAGGCUUUUUCAGAUGGUCUUUGAGCACUUCUUGUGGAGAGGGUUGUCUAAAAUUCUGUAUCAAACGUCUUAUUGCAAAGCACAAAGCACUUCCUGUUCAUGUGAAUCCAAGCAGCUUUACAUUCCUAAUAGCCAAUCAGAAUGAGCACAUUUGAGAAGAAUAACAGCACAGUAUUCCACCUCCCCUCCAUCUCAUGAGCACUUGGCAUCUGAACUGUUUUGUUGCUUUUUGUUCUUGAUUGUCUUGUGAUGACAGUGAAUGAGAAGUAAAUGCUUCGACCCCCAAGAGACCCUACAGAGACUAUUGACCAAUCAGCUUCUAUCGUCAGAAAAAAGGGGCAUGGCGUGUCUGUUAAACGGGUGGAAUUUGUGCAUUUUUCUUGUUAUUUCCUGAAAAAUAAAGCUGCCAGAUACGGAUAUACAGAAUAAAGUUUGUGAGUCC